This is a messenger RNA of Porites lobata, 8114 nucleotides long. Lineage: Eukaryota; Metazoa; Cnidaria; Anthozoa; Scleractinia; Poritidae. The record is from the annotation of a GenBank genome assembly.
AUGAACUUCACGCUAAGUAAUAUAAUAGGCAGCACAUUAGAUCCCAGGCCCCAGGUCCUCCUUCAGAAAAACCUGUCAGUUACAUUACGUUACGAUGAGGUAUGUUCUUUGGCUAGUAAGUUAAUUUAUAACUGUGAUUAAAAUCUACUUAUAAAAAAUGAGCAUGCUAACUUCUCUAGCCGAGAAGGGAUUGAUUGAUAACUGCUUAUACUGUUUUAGGAUAUUCUUGUUUUUUCUUCGUAAUCUUAAACAUUUUGAAAUCAAAGAAAACUCAGUUAGUGGCUUAAAACUUGCGGACUACUCACCACGAGGUAGACUGCAAGCUGGCUCUUAUUUUUCUUCCGAGAUAGAGUAGGUCGUGAGCAUGCGCUAGGGGCGAGCAGCAAAGCCGCGAGGAACAAGGGCAGUCCUUUUUACCAUUAAUUUGCAUAAUUUCAAGUCUUCGCUCGCCGCUCGUGGCAGUGAAGUGAGGUAAGAACCCGACGACCGUUCGCGGUCUAGCCACGGUGUAACCCCUUAAUAAGGCGUUGUAAAAUUAUGCACUUUCUUUCUUUUGUGUUUCGUUUGUCGCUUUUACUUAGUACCAGGAAUAAAAAUAUUCACGACGCCGAAGAGUCAUUCACCUUUCUUUGAUUAUUGUUAGUUUUAUCUUACCUGAAACCUUAAAUGUCUUUUUUAAGGGAUUAGAGACUCAUUGUGUCUUCUGGGAUUUUACCGUCAAGUAAGUAUGACAUAAUUUUUCAACACGCAUCUAAAAGGACUUAACUACAUCAGGGGUUAUUACUACUGAUGAGUUGAUUUAUAGUUAUUGUAGAUAAUAAUUAGACAAUGCGAUACAGAAAAUAUCUCGCUACCGACCUUUAUGCCGUUAGGGUUGAUAAUCUGCUGCCCUUUGAUUGGCCUUUCCCUUUAAGCAGUCAUACAACUCCGAAACUAUAUUUCAGAUCAAAUUUCAACGGUUUUUGGUCAAGCAAAGGAUGUUCAGUGGUCAAUAGAACCAAAACGGAAAUCACAUGCACUUGUAACCACCUCACAAACUUUGCUGUUCUUAUGCACGUUGGAGCAGACAAUGAGAGGUUAGUUGGAGCAGCUUUUUGGCUUGUUCAGUUCCGCAUGUCCCAAUACAAUAACAACCCGCGAGUAAGAACCGAGAUUUUAAGAACCGUUUAGGCUAAAAUUUGCUAGUUAGGGCACCUCUACACAAGCACCUGUUUAGCCUAAAAUGUGAAACAGGUUCUAUGAAAAAUUCUCUCAAUUUCCAUACAUUGCUUUAUUGUUGUUGUGUUUCCAUGUUUGAUAUACCUCAGGAUAUAUCGCUCCAGCGUUGGAUCAGAUUUUAGUAUCUGCGAUUUAUAGCUAUACUCUCUCUGACUAAUAUCGCAGAUUUCCAGAGAGGUAGAUGUGAAAAUAUAGAUAUCUUCCAUAAAUUUCAAAAAUUUUAAUCUAUAGUUGAGCUACAAACUGUCAUUCAAACGAUAUAGUUAAAUUAACUGUUGGAGCUGAGACAAGGCAUUACAAUACAUGUAAAAUUACAUUUAAAAUUCAUGUUGUCACUGCCUCAGUUUUUCUUCUUAAAUUGAUUUUUACAUAAAUUUUAAUUUGAUAUGCAGAUUUGACAUAAAGAAUAAACUGAAUACCUCUAAAUAUUCAAUGUAUUUUUUCUUCAGAAAAUAAAAACUUAUUUAGGAACCUCAAAUAGCCUAAAUUUGUGCUAAUUACCAUUUAUGUAAGAAGCUAUUUAGGCUAACCUGGGAAAAUACAGGCUCUUACUCGCGAGUUUUUACUGUACCAUGAAUGUUAAAAUAAAUAAGGGGAGCAUCUACAAUCGUGGCGACAUGAACCCUUUUUCACAUUGUCAUUUAUAGUUUUAGUGACUCGAGCAAUAAGGAGGGCAUGCCUAUUUUCGCCAUUUAGAGUACAGCGGUACUUCUUUGCAAAAUAAUAAGGAGCCUUAACUCUUGCCAAUAUUUGUCUUUAUUGAUUUGGCGUAUUUGCAAACAGCUUUUAAACUAUCUUUCCAACAGGAUCCAGGAGAUCAUCAGGUGGCAUUGAAAGUCAUUACUUACGUUGGGUGUGCUCUGUCGCUUGUCGGAGAAGCGCUCACCGCUGUUACAUAUUGCGUCCUCAAGGGAAAAGCCCUGAGGACAAGGUUGCUAAUUAUACCAUUUAUGUAAGAACCUGCUGGGCUAAAUUGGGAAAAUACAGGUUCUUACUCGCGGGUUUUUACUGUACCAUGAAUGUUAAAAUAAAUAAGGGGAGCAUCUACAAUCGUGGCGCCAUGAGCCCUUUUUCACAUUGUCACUUAUAGUCUUAGUGACUCGAGUAAUAAGGAGGCCAUGCCUCUUUUCGCCAUUGAGGGUACUUCUUUGCAAAAUAAUAAGGGGCCCUGACUCUUGCCAAUAUUUGUCUUUAUAAAAUUCUUUAUUAAAAUCUUAUAAAAAUCUUAUAAAAAACUACACACAAAACUUCUGCAAAAUAUUCAUAAAAAUAGAACGUCCACAUCAAUAUUAUAUAAAUACAAAUUUCCGGCAAAACCCCUUCACAAUUCAGAAUUCUAAGAUACUAAUUUAAAACUAAAUAUAUGUCCACGAUAGAAAACUACUUACAAUUGGAAUGCUUUAAGAGGGGGAAAAGGAAAAUCAAGCAUUACUAAAGAAAAAAACUAUCAAAAAUCUAGGCCUAAAAUUAUGAAUACAGAUGUAGACCAGCUACAGCGAAAGUGAAGUCUUCUGAAACCUCACGUGAUUUGAAUGGAUAUCUAGAACCUCUGACGCAUCUGUGUACAGUUCUUAAUAUAGCAAAUGAGAGCUGUAUUCGAAGCCAGGAAAUAACGCUGGCGUAGGGUUCAUCGUUCUUAGUCGAAAGCUUAUUUGCGAGAGUUCUUAAAAAGUUCUGACAGUCGAGUCCCAUGCCCCAGUUUGUACCAAACACCAGUGGUGUAAAGGUUCCAAUCUAUACAUCCAUCACUCGCUGGUUGUAUUUCCUCUUCUUCUCGUUUUCUUGCUCUUUGAAGAUCGUAGCUGUGUACUUGCCCUGGUUGGACCGGCAGUUAACAUGCGUUACACGUACGUCAAAGAAUGCCGUUACUCCUGGUGUCCAAAAACCUCCUGCCUUCAUAUCCAGUCUCGCUUCUCGACUUGUAACAGUGGACUGAAGGUUGAAUACUUCAUUGUCGAGUGGUUGCAGUAGUGGCUCUGUCUCCACAUUUCAGCACACUUUACUGAUGUGUGGUGUCAGAAGAUCUCGGAUUGUAUCAUGUCUCUGAACUACAAAACCUCCCUUCUUACAUGCCAAAGCGUGGUUUAUUGAUUUGGCGUAUUUGCAAACAGUUUUUAAACUAUCUUUCAAACAGGUUCCAGCAGAUCAUAAGGUGGCAUUGAAGGUCAUUACUUACGUUGGGUGUGCUCUGUCGCUUAUUGGAGAAGCACUCACCGCUGUUGCAUAUUACGUCCUCAUGUGAGUUACAAAUAAUAUACCGUUAUCAAAGAGCUCAGACAUUUAGAUUUUGUUUUUGUGAUAUCCGGAAUAACCAAGGUCGAGGUAAGCGUUUUUAACUCACGCAUCUUGGUUUCAAAUGCACCAAGCAUAACCUGGGGAAGAGUGAAACCUACAGUAGAUUGUCGCCUACAACAUUCAAACAGUAAGCGCUUGAACAGAGUAGACGUUCAACAGAAAAACAUGGGGCUGUAGAAAAUUAUCGUCCAACGAGCGCUUUAAACAGAUUUUUCAGCACCAAAUGUUUAACCAUAGCAUAUAAAGACAUGCUUUGUUUCUAAACUAUUUGCAUGGAAUCUUAAUACUUAGUAAAUGCAAAAUUAUGACAAUAACAAAACCACAAAGGAGGGGAACGGGGAGUCAGCCGCCCUCUUCACAACCCCUCGAAGCGCAAUUAGGCUCUGGAUUAGCUUGUCAGACGUUCACUUAUGAUUUUUAAUUAAGAAGAAGCAGACGCACCUUCAGAUGGGAUUUCCCGCUUUGAAAAAAUGUCAACGGUGUUCAAUUAUUUUUUUGCCUCUUUCAGGGAUUUGAAAGAAGACCAAACUCAAAUCCGCUUUAACCUUGUGGUCGCCAUAGCGAUAGCACAAAUCACGUUUCUUGCUGGAAUUGAGGCCACAGAAGUUAUGGUAAGCUAAAGAUGUUGGUUAAUCUGAAAGAUAAAGAAAAAAUGAGCAUUUUGUUGGCUUGGAUGAUAAAUUGAUUGCCAAAACACUGUAAAAACAAAAAUAAAAAAUGAAAGACCGUUGGAUGUAAACGAGUUGAGUCUUGAAUAACUCAAUUUCAUUAGAUGGCAUACUUCCGUGACCUCGAUUUUACACAAAUGUGCUAAAGGGACAGGAUGGCAAAGGGUGGGGGAGGGGAGGGGAAUACCUUUCACGCAUUACAGAGUAAUAAAAUGAAGUAUUAACUACAUUAACAAGUAUCAGGAGCCUAUCCUAUUGUCAUGUGAUCUGAGGAAAUCAGAGGUAGAGGAACGAGAAAAAAGUGCAAGAAGUUGGUGUCAUAACUAUAUAUUUUUUAUGCCUCUCAGUCUUCUUCUAGUUUCAAAUGACAUCAGCCAUCCCGGAAUUUUCAAAGGAAUCUCAAGCGUCACGCGUUGUAAAAAUAGUAAAUCACACAUGACGCUGCUAGGCCAAAUCACGCCUCACGCGUUUAAUUUAAUUGACCACUCCAGAAAAUACCAUAACAUACCAUAAUGCUCUUUGUUUGUCACCCCAAAAUUUUGCAUAAGCAUUGUGUUCAGUUUUUCUUGGGGCCAAGAGAAACUGAAGAAUGGGCAAUGUGAUGACGGUGAAUCAAUCCCGUUUCUUUAUAGGAACUGUGUGUAUUUGUAGCAGCCAUGAUUCAUUACUUCUAUCUGGCGGGAUUUGCUUGUAUGUUAUUUGAGGGUGUUUACCUGUAUCUGAUGGUUGUCAAAGUGUUCAAUACGGUCAUCAGAUUGCGGUUGUUCUGUGGAGUGGCCUGGGGUAAGUAUUAAAGCAACAGCCUACUACAGAAAAUGGCCCGUUGGUAGAUCUAGUCAAGAGGUCAUGACUUGUUAGUCCCUUCCGGGAUCAAAAGCAUUUCGUUAAUUGAUUCCUGGUUUAUCUUACUUUCCUUACGUUCUAAGGGACGGACCAUUAGAAAAGUUAUGGGGGGUGGAGGUGGGGAAUUUUCGAGCUGCAGUAAUUUUUUUUCGUUAUCAAAUUCCUUGUAUGAUUUUUUUUUUGGCCAUGGCAUGAAUAUUUUUUAAGGUUAAUUGGCGUGCAUGAUUUUUUUUUCAUUUAACUGUCCCUUGCGCGAAUAUUUUUUUUGUAGUUCGCCGCCCCCACCCCUCCCCCCCCCCCAUAAGUUUUCUAAUGGUCCGUCCCUUACAAGGACUUACAAUUGAGACUUGCUAUUCAGAGGAAUUUGUACAACACCACAGUUCGCAUAGGAGUGCUACGCUGACGUAACCCAACUGAGCCUAAAUUGUUAUUUUUCUCUAUUUCGUUUUCAAUCAAACCUUAGGCGUCUCCCUUUUGAUUGUGGUUUUAUCGAUCGUGAUUGCUUCCAUUCAAGAUGGCGGGAUAGGAAGCUAUGUUCAAGAUCAUUUGUAAGUAAACAAGCCAGAUCUUAAUAAGAACAAAACGGAGCAAGAAGAACUUGGAGGUUUCAAGAAUCUGUUUAUUUUUUUAUUACCAUUUUUUAUUUAUUUAUCUAUUUUUUACAUUGAAAGUUGCUUAUGACAUUUGCUCAAACUGCCUUUUUCGGAGGAAUUAUUAUAGACACGACAGUACAAUUGUACUUUUUCUCCAAAAUUUCCAAAAAAAAAUUUAUAACUCUAAAGUUCUAGCAAGCAAUACUUUCUUAGUAACACCUUGAUUUGGUUUAUUUUUUUAAGUUGCUGGAUUUCCUUCAAAAAUAACCUUAUCUGGACGUUUGUUGCGCCUGUUCUCUUAGUUUGCACGGUAAGGGUAAGAAAGUGAAAAUGUUCCAUAAGUGAAUAAGUUAGUUAAGAGAACAACUUAAAAAAUAAAUGCUUACAGAAUAUUGAGGCUCAUCUGUAACUGAUUAAAAAUUGAUACAAUCAUCAAAUAUUUGCCAUGAAAAUGUAAGACGUAAAACUGAAAUCAAUAACGAUUCAUGUAGAAAAAAGAAAACCAGAAUAUUUAGCUACCUUUCAUAUCAUAGUCUUGGUGGGUUGCAGUUAGCCAAUAAAUGGACUGAUGGCGGCUACCAGUGGCGCCCUUGUAUGCUGACGUCAGAGCUUACUGUUAACAUGUAAAUAUAUACUUUAAAGAGGACACGUUUAUUGUCCUCUCAAUCCACGGCAUUUCAUUUAUUCAUUCAUUUGCGGGUAAUAAACACAUCUGGGAUAGAGCGCUGCGGUGGAGGGGAGGCUGUGACGUCAUACAAAGUGUGAUAUUCUUGAAAUGUUUCAUACGUCCGUGCUUUGAUCGAUUAUUUAUCGAUUAUAUUUUAUGUUUCAUUUAUUUAUAUAUUUCUUGAAAAUCAUUUUCAAGACCUGAGGGAAAGAAAGAAACAGGGUCUAAGGUUUCUGCCAUCAAAAGAUAUCUUAUUCUCAUCGGCAUUGUUUCCACACAGAUAAACUCAGUUUUACUAGCUCGAGUGGUUCAUGAGAUUUUAAGAAUGCACGCUGACAAAACAUCUCAUCUGGAAAGAGUUCGACAAGGAGUUAAAGCAUGCGCAGUUUUGUUUCCUCUUUUGGGACUGACCUGGGUAUUUGGUGUCCUAAGUGUCACUGAUGCUGGACUCGUAUUUCAGUACAUCUUUACCAUUUUCAACUCAUUGCAGGUACUAGAAGAUCCAAUAUGUUAACUGUUUGAGUAGUUUGAGGAAACAGGCGACAUUUCGCAAGGGCACUAAACGAUUGAGAAGAUAGUUCAUAGCAUUGUUGAACGUAUUUUAGUAUUUAAACGGUAGAUACAGGCAUAUUUUUAUCCUCUAAAAAUUUUUCAUCUGUUCGCCUUUCCUAGCUGAAAGUCUAGUGAUCCGAAAAUUAUAAGGAUCAAAACUUACCUUACCUCGAAAAUUUCAGCAGGAAAAUAGGCUCCCGAAAAUCUUAGGUGACCUUUUUAGGGUAAAAAUCCGUUAAAAAUGGGCAAUUAUACCACUUUUUAGAUGUUCGAAAAUCCUAGGAGAGGCAGGCAAGCAAAAACUUUUACAAAAAAUUUUCCGAAAAUUCUAGAUCUCAAAUCGUCUUCCGAACAGAUAUUUUCCGAAAAUUGACGUUGGGUGCCCUGAUUUCGCGACGUCACCACUGGUUUUCCCAACAAAUGACGUUUGGCGGAGAACGUCCAUACUGACGACGUGUCACAACCCAGAUCUGGGAAGUGCUUCUGAUUGAAUGAAGCAAAUUUUAACCAAUCAGAAGCACUACCCAGAUCUGAGUAGCGACGCUUAAUCAGUAUGGAAUUUCUCCGCUCUCGAUCGUUUCUCGAACGUCAUUACGCGGGGAAACCAGUGGUGGCGUGGCACAAUGGCAGCUGUUUUCUCAGGCUAACUGACAGCGAGCAAGUUCAAUUUUCGGAUGCUCUAAUCAUAUAGCUAAUGUUCUUUUAUCAAAGUACUUAGCUCAGUGACUUAAAAAAGCCGUUUUUAUUUACUCAUUCGUUCAUUUAUUUAUUUGUUUAUUUUGCCACACAAGCAUUCGAAGUUUACUCCAGACUUUGACAGUAGUGUCAAGGAAUGUAGCGAUCGAGAAAAUUAACAUGACAGAACAUAGAAUAGUAGAGAUGGUGGGCGGUACCUGAUACCAUGUACUGCGAUUAACCAUUGACUAUAAUUUUGCUUUCAUUUCUUCUUUUCUCUCACCCUUAUGAAGGAACUUAACUUUUUUUUUUGGUCGAUACACACAUUUUUAGGGUUUGUUCAUCUUCAUACUUCACGUUUUGAGAAACAGCGACGUACGUGCAGCAUACUCUAGAAAAAUGCAGAAGAGGAAUGCAGCAAAAAGCGUGAAAAACUCUCAAGAAAACCGCAAUACAAUCGGAUUGUGGUCAAGCAAGGUGACAAAUGAACCAAGUUGUGCAAAAGAACCUAGCAGUGCCUCUCUAAGAUCAACGGUUGGAGUGAAAAGCAAGAUUGACAAUGCCCUGCACGAGGAAAGAACCAUGACUCCUGUUGACACGUGA